AUGUCCAGGCAGUCGACCGUCACCUUCCACACUGGCAGCCGUCGGGGCUUCAGCGCGGCCUCAGCCACCACCCCCGCCCAUGGACGAUCCAGAUUCAGCUCCGUCUCCAUGGUCCGGCCCGCGGGGGCCGGUGGAGGACUGGGGAGGGUCAGCGGGCACGGCGCUGCCUUUGGAAGCCGCAGCCUCUACAACCUGGGGGGCACCAAGCGGGUUUCCGUGGGUGGGUGUGGAAGCAGCUUCCGGAGUGGCUUUGGCGGUAGGGUGGGCAGCGGGUUUGGGGUCAGCAGUGGGUUUGGGUGUGGUGGUGGGGGCUUUGGCAGCCCUGGCUUCCCCGCCUGCCCCUCUGGGGGCAUCCAAGAGGUGACCGUCAACCAGAGCCUCCUGACGCCCCUCAACCUGCAAAUCGACCCCACCAUCCAGCGCGUGCGGAAGGAGGAGAAGGAGCAGAUCAAGACCCUCAACAACAAGUUCGCCUCCUUCAUCGACAAGGUGCGCUUCCUGGAGCAGCAGAACAAGGUCCUGGAGACCAAGUGGAGCCUGCUGCAGGAGCAGGGCACCCGGACCGUGAGGCAGAACCUGGAGCCUCUCUUCGAUGCCUACAUCAACGACCUCCGGCGGCAGCUGGACAGCAUCACCAACGAGCGGGGCCGGCUGGAUGCUGAGCUGAGGAACAUGCAGGACGUUGUUGAAGAUUUCAAAGUCAGGUACGAGGAUGAAAUUAACAAGCGCACAGCAGCGGAGAACGAGUUUGUGGCCCUGAAGAAGGAUGUGGACGCCACCUACAUGAACAAGAUUGAGUUGGAAGCCAAGGUCCACUCUCUGACCGACGAGACCAACUUCUUCCGGAUGCUCUUCGAGGCGGAGCUGGCCCAGAUGCAGACCCAGGUCAGCGACACGUCCGUGGUCCUGUCCAUGGACAACAACCGCUCCCUGGACCUGGACAGCAUCAUCGCCGAGGUCAAGGCCCAGUACGAGGACAUCGCCAACCGCAGCCGGGCCGAGGCCGAGUCCUGGUACCAGACCAAGUACGAGGAGCUGCAGGUGUCCGCGGGCCGGCACGGCGACGACCUCCGAAACACCAAGCAGGAGAUCUCGGAGAUGAACCGCAUGAUCCAGAGGCUGAGAGCCGAGAUCGACAACGUCAAGAAGCAGUGCGGCAGCCUGCAGACGGCCAUCGCCGACGCGGAGCAGCGCGGGGAGCUGGCCCUCAAGGACGCGCGGGCCAAGCUGGUAGACCUGGAGGAGGCCCUGCAGAAGGCCAAGCAGGACAUGGCCCGGCUGCUGCGCGAGUACCAGGAGCUGAUGAACGUCAAGCUGGCCCUGGACGUGGAGAUCGCCACCUACAGGAAGCUGCUGGAGGGCGAGGAGUGCCGGCUGAGUGGAGAAGGCGUUUCUCCCGUUAACAUCUCCGUGGUCACCUCCACCAUGUCCAGCGGCUACAGCGGUGGCAGCAGCCUGGGAGGGCCCGGCCUGGGUCUCUGCGGAGGCAGCAGCUACUCCUUUGCGCCCGGCAGCCACAGCAGCCACAGCCUGAGCGCGGGCCUGGCAGGCCCCGGCUUUAGCGCCAGCAGCUGCCGCAGCCUUGGGGGCGGCGGCUCCAGCGUCAAGUUCGUGUCCACCACGUCGUCCAGCCGGAAGAGCUUCAAGCACUGA
Molecule: messenger RNA, 1653 nt
Organism: Sorex araneus (European shrew)
Lineage: Eukaryota; Metazoa; Chordata; Mammalia; Eulipotyphla; Soricidae
Product: keratin, type II cytoskeletal 75
Exons: 9
Coding region: 1-1653 (550 amino acids)
Biological process (GO): intermediate filament organization; keratinization
Cellular component (GO): keratin filament
Molecular function (GO): structural constituent of skin epidermis
Source: RefSeq, a predicted model, not a curated record